CCAAAAGGUGCCCUCUCUCUCUCUCUCCGCUUCUGCGUGCUCUGUCUGGUUUUUCCAGGAAUUGCCACACGGAUUUCGCCGCGGGGGCGACGAUCGCGGAGUGGGAUUACUGGGUCUGAUUCUGCGUUUGGAUCUUGAUAUUUUUUUCUCUUUGAUUGUUUCGGAUUCUGUGCGAGUUUGGGAGAGGAAACAGAGUGUGAUUUUUUAUUUUUUAUUUUUAAAAUUUCCUGUUUCGAAGAGAGCAUUUGACCCAAUUCGAGUUCAUGGAUUUUGGGCUGAAAUCUGGAGGUGUCUGAAGUGGUCAAAGCAUGGCGAAGAAGCAAUCCCUGCGAAUUUGGUGAAAGUUAGGUUUCUGGAACUCUGGAAUUUUGGUUGAUUUAUAGACGGUGAAUUCCGGAGAACAGUGCAAAUGGAGAUUCUGGAGACCUUUUACGUUCUUCGUCCAGCAAUGUUCAGUUUCUGAGAACAUCGGAAUUCAAGUUCUGGGUUCCCUCUCUUUUUCUUGUUUCUUGGAUGGUCGACGAGAACAGUUAUUUAUGUUCUAUAAGAGCUCCAGAACGGCCUUUUUUUUAUGAAAGCUGAUUGAUUACCUCCGAUUGAGAUGAUUACGUUUAUGGAUUCGAAAGAGAAAGUGAAGGAGAUGGAGAAAUGCUUAGAUCCUCAGCUAUGGCAUGCCUGUGCUGGAGGAAUGGUUCAAAUGCCGCCGGUGAACGCCAAGGUUUUCUAUUUCCCUCAAGGCCACGCCGAGCAUGCUUGCGCGCCAGUUGAUUUCAGGAACUGUCCUAAAGUUCCUCCAUACACCCUUUGCAGAGUUUCUGCCAUCAAGUUCCUUGCCGAUCCCGACACUGAUGAGGUCUUUGCGAAAGUUCGGUUGACCCCCGUUAAUGGGAGCGAGCUCGAUUUUGAAGAUGAUGGAAUUGGGAGGCUUAAUGGGUCUGAACAAGAUAAGCCAACUUCAUUUGCCAAGACAUUGACUCAGUCUGAUGCAAACAAUGGUGGGGGUUUCUCUGUUCCGAGGUAUUGUGCAGAAACAAUCUUCCCUCGGUUGGACUACUCGGCUGAUCCACCGGUUCAGACGAUCCUUGCUAAGGAUGUUCAUGGUGAGACAUGGAAAUUUAGGCACAUUUACAGGGGGACGCCUCGGCGUCAUCUUUUGACCACUGGGUGGAGUACUUUUGUUAACCAUAAGAAGCUUGUUGCGGGUGAUUCCAUUGUUUUCUUGAGGGCGGAGAAUGGAGAUCUCUGCGUCGGGAUUAGACGAGCGAAGAGGGGGAUUGGAGAUGGAUUGGAGACGUCGUGUGGAUGGAAUCCUGCAGGUGGGAACUGCACUGUUCCCUGCGGAGCAUUCUCGGCGUUUUUGAGGGAAGAUGAAAAUAGACUGACGAGGUCUGCUAAUGGCUUGAAUGGAAAUGGAAGCCUAAUGGGGAAGGGGAAAGUGAAGCCUGAAUCAGUUAUUGAAGCUGCUACACUUGCUGCGAAUGGGCAGACAUUUGAAAUAGUGUACUACCCGAGAGCUAGUACUCCUGAGUUCUGUGUUAAGGCAGCACUGGUGAAAGCAGCAUUGCAGAUCCGGUGGUGCUCCGGCAUGAGGUUCAAGAUGGCCUUUGAAACCGAGGACUCUUCACGGAUAAGCUGGUUCAUGGGUACCAUUAACUCGGUUCAGGUUGCCGACCCAGUGCGCUGGUCUGAGUCACCAUGGAGGCUUCUACAGGUUACUUGGGAUGAACCGGAUUUACUUCAGAAUGUGAAACGUGUAAGCCYAUGGUUGGUCGAAUUGGUGUCGAACAUGUCUCCUAUUCACCUCGCCCCCUUCUCACCUCCGAGGAAGAAGUUUAGAUAUCCACAACACCCUGAUUUCCCCCUCGAUAACCAGCCUUCUAUGCCGUCGUUCUCUAGUUAUCUCCAUGGGCCCGGCAGCCCCUUCGGUUGUCCUCCCGACAACAACCCUGCUGGCAUGCAGGGAGCCAGGCAUGCUCAUUUUGGUCUAUCCUUGUCAGAUUUCCAUCUCAGUAAACUGCAGUCAGGUCUAUUUCCGGUUGGUUAUCGAUCACUGGAUCCAGCUGCUGGAUCAACUAGACUUUCUGGUAAUGCAAUGACUGAAAAGCCAAGUAUGAGUGAAAACGUAUCUUGCUUGCUAACCAUGGCACAUUCUACUACUCAAGCGUCAAAGAAAUUUGAUGGCAUAAAGACUCCCCAGCUAAUCCUUUUUGGCCGACCGAUUCUUACGGAGUUGCAGAUGUCUCAGAGCUGCUCUGGUGAUACCGUUUCUCCAGUUGGUACUGGAAAUAGUUCAUCAGAUGGAAAUGGAGAUAAAAUGGCGAAUUUCUCCGAUGGUUCUGGAUCUGCUCUGCAUCAACAAGGUGUUGCAGAACGCUCCUCUUGCGAAAACUUCCAAUGGUACAAGGACAAUCGCCAAGAAGUUGAGCCUAACUUGGAUACUGGUCACUGUAAAGUGUUUAUGGAAUCAGAAGACGUAGGUCGCACUCUUGAUCUUUCUUCUCUUGGAUCGUACGAAGAAUUGUACAGAAAACUCGGAAACAUGUUCGGUAUAGAUAAUUCAGAGACGUUAAACCACAUCUUGUACCGUGAUGUUUCCGGUGCUGUCAAGCAUGUUGGUGACGAACAAUUCAGCGAGUUCAUCAAGACAGCAAGGAGAUUGACGAUUCUAACAGAUUCAGGAAGUAACAAUGUAGGAGCUUAGAGGAAGAAUAAAAGUUGAUUUAAAAGUGUACAGCUGGUCGAUAUCAGGUCCUUCAUUUCCCUGCUGACCUUUCUCUGUUUGAAAUCUGGGAGCUGCUAAGAUUGGACGCGUUUUUAAACUCUGAAGGCUCAUAUUUUUCGUCUUACUUGAAAUUUAAAUUAUUAAUUUUUUUCUUUCCCAAACCAACUUCUGGAGGGAAUGUUUGAAUUUUGGAGCUUGCUUACAUCCUCAUGGCUGUGUGAUAAACUUUGUGGGGUUUCUUUUUGGGAUCUUUUUAGGAGGUUAGUUCUUAUUAUAAGUGGAAGUGAUUUGAAAAGUAUUGGGAAUGGGAAUGUGUGUUUGUAAGAGAAGCAUUAUUGUGAAAUGAAAUGUGAUAAUGAGUUGGAAGUUCAAAAGA
Messenger RNA from Momordica charantia (bitter melon), 3098 nucleotides. The record is from RefSeq and is a predicted model, not a curated record. NCBI's taxonomy places the organism in Eukaryota, Viridiplantae, Streptophyta, Magnoliopsida, Cucurbitales, Cucurbitaceae.